Molecule: messenger RNA, 1973 nt
Organism: Tupaia belangeri chinensis (Chinese tree shrew)
Lineage: Eukaryota; Metazoa; Chordata; Mammalia; Scandentia; Tupaiidae
Gene: LCTL
Product: lactase like
Exons: 14
Coding region: 203-1906 (567 amino acids)
Biological process (GO): carbohydrate metabolic process
Molecular function (GO): hydrolase activity, hydrolyzing O-glycosyl compounds
Source: RefSeq, a predicted model, not a curated record
GCCCAGGCCCGGGCCGGCAGAGAAGCCUGGCGGCAGACACUGCUCUGGGGGCGUCUGGGACAGAGGACGAUCGUGGGGUCUGACACGGGAAAGGUCUCCAGGAUCCGGCCUCGGCUCUGCUGUGCCCCCAUCCCCCGCAGCCCUGAGUGGGGCCCGUACAAGCCCGUAUGCUCUUUCCAGGCAUGGGGGAGGGCCGGGUGCCAUGAGGGUGGUGUGGGCGGUCACCCUCCUGUGGAUGCUACUGCUGGUGUGCAGGCUGGGGGCUGUCAGGACGGGGCCCCCAGAAGAGGCCACCUUCUACUAUGGAACCUUCCCUCCUGGCUUCUCCUGGGGUGUGGGCAGCUCGGCCUACCAGACGGAGGGUGCCUGGGACCUGGAUGGGAAAGGGCCGAGCAUCUGGGACGCCUUCACACACGGCAGGAAGGGCCGGGUGCUGGGCGACGACACGGCCGACGUGGCCUGCGACAGCUACUACAAGGUCCAGGAGGACUUGGAGCUGCUGAGGGAGCUUCGGGUCAGCCACUAUGGCUUUUCCCUGUCCUGGCCCCGGCUGCUGCCCACGGGCAUCCGAGCCGAGCAGGUGAACCAGAAGGGGGUGCAGUUCUACAGCGAGGUCCUGGACGCCCUUGUCAAGAGCAACAUCACCCCCAUCGUCACCCUGCACCACUGGGACCUGCCGCAGCUGCUGCAGGUGCGCUACGGCGGCUGGCAGAACGCGAGCAUGGUCACCUACUUCGACGACUACGCCAACCUGUGCUUCGAGGCCUUCGGGGACCGAGUGAAGCACUGGGUCACUUUCAGUGACCCUCGGGCGAUAGCAGAGAACGGCUACGAGACGGGCCGCCACGCACCGGGCCUGAAGCUCCGCGGCACCGGCCUGUACAAGGCGGCCCACCACAUCAUCAAGGCCCACGCCAAAGCCUGGCACUCUUACAACAGGAAGUGGCGUCACAAGCAGCAAGGUCUGGUGGGCAUUUCACUAAACUGCCACUGGGGGGAGCCUGUGGACACCAGCAACCCGAAGGACAUAGAGGCUGCCGAGCGGUACCUGCAGUUCUGCCUGGGCUGGUUCGCGGACCCCGUUUACACUGGUGACUACCCUCAAGUCAUGAAGGACAAUAUCGGAAGGAAGAGCGAGGAGCAAGGCCUGGAGGUGUCGCGCUUACCGGCCUUCUCGCUCCAGGAGAAGAGCCACGUCAAGGGCACGGCGGACUUCCUGGGAGUAGGUCACUUUACUACUCGGUACAUCACAGAGAGGAGCUACCCCGCCCGCCAGGGGCCCAGCUACCAGAACGACCGUGACUUACUAGAACUCAUUGACCCCAACUGGCCAGAUCUGGGGUCCAGCUGGCUGUACUCGGUGCCAUGGGGAUUUAGAAGGCUCCUCCACUUUGCUCAGACGCAAUAUGGCAACCCUCCCAUCUAUGUGACAGAAAACGGAGCAUCUCAAAAAUUCCACUGUACUCAGUUAUGUGAUGAGUGGAGAAUUCAGUACCUCAAAGGAUACAUAAAUGAAAUGCUAAAAGCUAUCAAAGACGGUGCUAAUAUAAAAGGGUAUACUUCCUGGUCUCUGCUGGACAAGUUUGAAUGGGAGAAAGGAUACUCAGAUAGAUAUGGAUUCUACUAUGUCGAAUUUAACGACAGAAACAAGCCUCGUUAUCCAAAGGCUUCGGCUGAGUAUUACAAGAAGAUUAUCGCCGCCAAUGGGUUUCCCAGUCCAAGAGAGGUGGAAGGUUGGCACCUCAAAGCCUUGGAAACUUGCUCUAUCAACAACCAGAUGCUUGCUGUAGAGCCUUUGCUGAGUCACAUGCAACUAGUGACGGAGGUCACGGUACCCACAGUCUGUGCCCUCGGCGUCCUCAUCGCCGCCGUCCUACUCGCGCUCCUCCUGCGGAGACAAGGCUGACAAGGAAUGGCCAGGUUCGCAGUGUCGGUUUUCAGAGAUUCUUCAGGAUCCUCCUCCUUUUUCUGCU